Lytechinus variegatus (green sea urchin) is the source of this 1728-nucleotide messenger RNA. Its product is annotated as glutathione peroxidase 1-like. NCBI's taxonomy places the organism in Eukaryota, Metazoa, Echinodermata, Echinoidea, Temnopleuroida, Toxopneustidae. The coding region runs from base 278 to 958 and encodes 226 amino acids. The record is from RefSeq and is a predicted model, not a curated record. Gene Ontology annotation, biological process: response to oxidative stress. Gene Ontology annotation, molecular function: glutathione peroxidase activity. The transcript has 3 exons.
AUUUCUCUAAUUUAUUUAGCCUUUCUCCCCCUCUGUUUCCCCAGCACUUGAAACAUCAAGAGGGCGACAGGGCCUGCCCCUUAUGGCGCCAUCCCUGACUAAUAAAAAAAACCCUAUCAUUUUACAAUCAUACCGGAACAAGACAGAAGCUAGCUCACAUUCUAACAUAUUUUUCUGGUGAAUAAACAAGGUAAUGUGAAUUUUCUCCUAUUGAAAAUUGAUUGAAACAGAGGGAUUUUCAAAAAGCAAUAGAAAUCCAGUUGAUUGAAUCUUCAAAAUGGCUUUGAAUGAGGAAGUUAUUCUCAUCGUCUUGGCUCUCGCCCUUUGUCCCUACGUUUCGAAAGCGACGAUGAUCGACUCGGUUUGCUACGACGAUGUCGAAUCCCUGCACGAGGUCGAAAUAACGGAAAGUCUAUCGCUGGGUGACUACCGCGGCAAAGUCGUGUUGGUAGUCAAUACGGCUUCGUUCUGUACUUACACACACCAGUAUCCACUCUUCAAUACACUACAGGAUCGAUUCGGCGAUGAGCUAGCAAUCUUAGGGUUCCCUUGCAAUCAAUUCGGCCUUCAGGAGCCUGGUGUGGGUGAGGAGAUCCCCAACACCCUCCGGUACGUGCGACCAGGAGGAGACUACAAACCGAACUUCUAUCUCAACGAGGAGAAGAUUGAUGUGAACGGACCCAAUGCUCAUCCACUUUUCACUAAGCUAAAGAAUUCUUGCCCACCGGUAAAAAGGGAGCUCGGUGAUCCAUCCAGUCUCUACUGGUCUCCAAUGGUUGUCGGUGAUAUCACCUGGAACUUCAACAAGUUCCUCCUCGACAAGACAGGUGUUCCCUUUAAGCGUUACGAUUCCGCCGUCGAACCCGAAGAGAUCGUGGGCGAUAUCCGACUUAUUCUGGACGAUUAUCGAACGGUCGAGCGCCCUUCACGUCCAAAAUAUUACAGUGAUGAGAUGUAAACCUGAUUCGGCUGAACCAAAAGAGGGGGCCUAAAAUUCUUUUACUUCCCACCCUCCUCCUCCUUCUCCCUUUUCUCCUUCUGCUUCUUUUUGAUCCUCCUUCUCCUCUUCCUCCUCUUCUUCUUCCAAAUUUAUUUUCUUAAUGUUUUGCAAGCUCUACUACAUUGUCUUCAUCUAUUAAUCAUCGAUCUGUCUGUUAUUAGGGUGAGGGUAACACCCCCUCCCCUCAUUUUGAGAGCUGGGUGCAUCUUUCUCGAUCUGUUUAUCUGUUAAUCAGGCCCCUCCAUACAAUAGAAAAGGCAAUGGUCACUCACUUCAAGUCAUGUUCUAAAAUUUGCCAAAUCCCACAUUUCCCUAUAAGAUUAAGAUUCAAGUUCGGCUGAACUCGUGGCGUUGUUUUUUGACAAAAUAUCUGUAAUAAUUUUUCACUUGACAUGACAUAUUCAUAGAAGUGCAUGCUUUAGACAACUUGCAUGAAAGCGGGAUCAUUUUGCGUCUUCAUUCCGGCUUCAUUCAAAUACGUUGCCAAGAAUGUCUAAUUCAAUCAAGAAUGGUUUUCAGGAGUCUGGGCAUCACGAAUGUUGACAAGUGACGAAAAUAGAAAGCUCAUGCUCGAUCGUGGCCAUGCCAGGUAUGUGUCCUGUUACUCACGAUUCCUACUUCAUGGAAAUAGACUGCAUGUUAUGACUUACAUUUCGGGUGGUAUUCAUGAAGCUGUUCGUAAAUUAAGAGCGACUUUAAGAACGACUGGUGAUCCCUUCUUUCGGUAA